Molecule: messenger RNA, 981 nt
Organism: Leptosomus discolor (cuckoo roller)
Lineage: Eukaryota; Metazoa; Chordata; Aves; Leptosomiformes; Leptosomidae
Source: RefSeq, a predicted model, not a curated record
AUGAAAACGGAGCAGGCAGCUGAGAGCCUCAACAGCCGCGAUUUCGCUGAAGUCUCGUGGGUUUCAGUCCUCACCCCGGGCCCUGGCUGCCGGGUCGGCGUUGCCCACCCCGGGGCAGCGGGAGCGAGGUGGGGGCCGGCGAAGCACCGGGAUGCUGCCAGGCAGGGCAGUCGCGAUGCCGGUGCAGGGGGUCCCCGGGAGCAGCCCGGCGUGCCGGAGGGGAGUGCAGGUCUCCCGGUCCUGCGGACUGGUGUGCCUCCGGGCAAGGCAAACGUGUUUGCAGAGCUAGAGAGGGCAGUGAGCAGGAAAGAGCAUCCACCGUGCGCCUCUGCCUUUACCCAGCCCCUCGCUCCCAGGCGGCACACGGAGGGAGCCCCACGGUGCGGCGGAGGCGCCGAGGGGGCUGUGGGGACAGCAGGCGUCAUUUCACUUACCUCCCUGGCUGUACUUUCUUAUGAACGUUACUGCACCAUGACAGGAACAACAGAGGUUGAUACCACAAACUACAGGAAAACGUGGACAGGCAUCGUCCUGUCAUGGACAUACUCCUUGGUCUGGACUGCCCCCCCGCUUUUUGGCUGGAGCAGCUAUGGGCCAGAAGAACCAGGGACAACCUGCUCCGUGAACUGGCAUUCAAAGGAUGCUAACAAUGUGUCCUAUAUCAUAUAUCUUUUCAUCUUUUGCCUUGUAAUCCCUUUUGUCGUUAUUGUUUAUUCAUACGGGAAGCUGCUGUGUGCUAUAAGCCAGGUGAGUGGCAUCAACAAAGGAACAGGCCGGACCCGGGAGCAGCGCAUCCUGCUAAUGGUGGCGGUGAUGGUAAUUUGCUUUCUCCUCUGCUGGCUGCCAUAUGCAACUGUGGCACUUAUAGCUACAUUUGGGAAACCUGGUCUUAUCACCCCCACUGCCAGCAUCAUCCCAUCGAUCCUUGCCAAAAGCAGCACAGUUUACAACCCCAUCAUCUAUGUAUUUCUGAACAAACAG